This is a messenger RNA of Bemisia tabaci, 2795 nucleotides long. RefSeq names its product protein cortex. Gene Ontology annotation, molecular function: ubiquitin ligase activator activity; protein binding; anaphase-promoting complex binding. Gene Ontology annotation, biological process: anaphase-promoting complex-dependent catabolic process; positive regulation of ubiquitin protein ligase activity; positive regulation of anaphase-promoting complex-dependent catabolic process. The record is from RefSeq and is a predicted model, not a curated record. NCBI's taxonomy places the organism in Eukaryota, Metazoa, Arthropoda, Insecta, Hemiptera, Aleyrodidae. Gene Ontology annotation, cellular component: anaphase-promoting complex.
UCUUGAUAAUCAGUCCCCAGAAAAAUAUCAGCUCAAACUGGUGGUUAGAGCUCAGGCUCUUUUCAGUGUUUAAUCCUAAUUUUAAUUCAUAAAUUUUACUUUUUAGUUAAGUAUUUGUAACAAUUAGCAUUUGCUCGCGAAUGGUAUCUCCAUCCAAGUCUCUUGUGAGUUAGAGUAAAAUAUUGCAUAUAUGAGGUGUAGAGAAGUUGUUGAAUGGUAAACAUACGUCAGAAAAAUGAAGAGAAACAGGGAUAACUGGCCGCAGGUCCUUUCUCAUCUCCAUAAAACGAGAAACUCGGAUAGAUUCAUUCCACACCGAGGAAAUAUGAAUACUGAUCUUUCAUAUUAUCAUUUGAAACAGGCAAACAAGGAACCUGAACUACCCGAGAUAUCCAGCAUUUUGUAUCAACAAACAGAAGAACUGAACAUGGAGAAUUAUCGCACAAUUCUUAGUGAAGCACUUGAAAUGCACGAUGCUCGUAUUCUUCCCAUUUUCAAACCCAAGGACCAGAAAAAAAAGGGGCGCGAAGAAAUCUGGCCCUCAUUUCCACGCUCAAAACCUUCCAUCAGAUCGUCUAUUGCAAUCCUUGAUCUUCCCCAUUUGAAGGAACACUUUUAUUUGAAUCUAAUAGAUUGGAGCUCUUCAGACUAUGUAACAGCUUCCCUCAAUCGUACUGUCUACCUAUACUAUCCCAAAACACAUGGUACAAUAAAAAUUGAAUUGGAGCACCCUGGCAUGGCUGUUAAAUGGAGUCCAGACGGCACUCGCCUCGCCAUUGGAGAGAAAUUCGGACGCCUGAAGGUGUGGGAUUUAAAACAAAAGAAAAUUGUCAGCUGCAAUAUGGCAGCCUGCUUUUUAAGAAAUUGCUCCGUAACUGCUAUUGAGUGGCAUCCAACUAAAGAUCUUAUAUUUACAGGCUGUACCAAUGGUGCUAUAAAAGUGUAUUCAUCGAGGCUGAUUUGGGAACACAUCUUCACCCCUCAUUCGAAACAGAUUGUGACUCUAACAAUUAGUUGUGAUGGGAGGUAUCUGGCAUCUUCUAGCAUGGAUGGAACCUUCGCUGUAUUUUCAACCGAAUCUAAAGUAAUUUGUGAAUGCGAAUACUUGCUAAAGGUGUCACUCAAAAAUCCCAUCAGGGCAAUGGCAUGGCAUCCAUGGAAAUCAGGGCUACUCUGUGUUGGCUCCCUGACCGGCAGCAUGAAUUUGUGGGACAUCUCAAGACUGAAGUUGGUAGCAAAAAGCAAUCCAGGCACCAAACAGGGUGACCAUCACUUUCUGUUCAAUAUGACGUUUAACAAAUUAACGGGCGAGCUAGUCACCAGUCAUUUGAUCCAAACUACAGACGACUUGGACGCUGAGUGGGGACAUACACAAAUCAAUGUUCUCUCUUCUUUCGAUAGGGUCGUUGAUCGAAUGAGGGGCCAUGUCGGAUCGGUGCUUUAUUUGAAGUGGAAUCCUGACUGCACACAGCUUGCAACUGCAGGAGUGGAUGAAACUUUACAACUGUGGAAUUUCAUGCCAAAAAAGGAGCAACAACAAAAACAGGAGAAAAAAAGUAAAUCUGCAAGAGUUGUUUCUUCUUUUGGCAAUUCAAUUACCAUCCGGUAGUCUGUCAUUCUCUUCGAUUCUUUUUACCCGUUUUCUUUUUUUUCUUCUCUAGAGUUCAGCGUAGAACUAAAAUUUCCGUUUUACAAAAUCCCAUAAGAACCUUUUCAGUAACUAAAAUUGUAUUUUGUGAUCUUAUGGAUGGAUUGAGCGAGUAGCUACAUUUUAAUAGUCAUAAUGUCGUCAAUUUAACCCUGUGAUAGAGUAAAACUCUGAUGUUAUUUGUUUGCAGUUUUAAAAUUUUUGGUUUUUUAUUUUUAUACUUCGGAUUCUACUUUCAUUAGAGCAAAAAAGGUUAAGUGAUAAGGCCAUAAUUUUGUGAAUCAUCAUUGCAAAUGACAAAGUCAUGCUAUAGGCCUUGUUUUCGCUGGGCAUUUUUAUUUGUUGUGUUGCUACAACAACUCACAUGCAUGAAUGAAUAAUUAAUUUUGGGUAUCUCAUGAAGAGUGAUUGCCUUAACCUACAGUUCUACCAGUAACUCUCAGGAAUCUUACAUUAUGUUUUUUUCCCGGUUUAUUUCAUUUUUGCCCAAGAAUUUGUUGGGUCUUCUUCACAAUUUUUAUGGCAAUUAUGCAAGAAUGCCCGGUGGAGGCAAGGCAGUAUGUACGUAACUAUAACGGCUGCAAACUUCAACCAAAAAAAUUACUGAGAGAGAGAGAGAUGAUUUUUUGAUUUUUGCAUCUUCGGUACAUAUCUCAGGAAAAUGAAAAGAAAUUAAAAAAAGAAUGCACUAAGAGUAUGUGAUCGACUCGGUUUACUUUUCCUUUUCCUGUUUUUAGCAUCUCUGACUUGACAGGGAAGGUUUUGAACUAAUACAGGAGCAUGUGAUGUUUUCUGCAAUUUUAAUGAAAUGUGAUUUUAGCUUUUAAGACUUUAGAUUUAUCCUCCGUUUUAAUAUUCCUAAUUUUUAUGCUCACAUAAAUAAGUUCGAAGGCUUUCAUCUCAGUGAUAAAAAUUAAAAUUUUGCUUCUAGACUCUUCACAUAUAAAUAAAUGAACCAAGAUUUUUUCUAAAAUGUGAGCCCGGGAUGCAAUGAAAUUUCUUCCUUUAUAAUUGUUACCAAAAUUUUUCCAAAAAACUACCCUCUUGUUUCUAGGUAUAUAGAUAUUUUUGCCUGACAGUUUCAGGAAAACUUUUUACUUCUAGUUUCCAUUUCCUUCAGGGAGUAAUAAAUUUUAAUAUUUGUUGA